AUGGGAUCUUGGAGACCGAAACUGCCUGGGUUUGGCGAGGGCUCACAGGCUGCUGAGCCCGGUGGUGGUGGGAGAGGUCCUGGAAGAGGUUUCCGUGGCCGCGGUGGCUCCUACCAUCAACAACUCCCACAAGGGGGUCGUGGAACUGGCUACUACCAGCAUGGACAGGGUUCCAUGUUACAACCUCGCGGAGGGAUGAUGUCGCAGAGGUGGCAGCCUGCUGGCCCUGCUGAAGGAUAUCUGGGCCAAGGUCAGGCUUACAGGGAAGUGCAGCCACCACACUACUAUGGUGGUGGUAGAGGUGGACGUGGGGCAGGCCCGUCCGCCAUAGCUCCCGAGCUGCGCCAAGCAAUGGAAACUUCACAUGAACCUGAUAACAUCUCACCAGAAACAGGCUCUCCGGAUCUGUCACCAAGAGCUUCUACUGUAGAAGUUACGGAUCAGCUGAAAGAUUUGUCUGUACAAGACGAAUCAAACAUGUGCCAAGACAUUGUGCAAGCAUUUCCAGUGUCCAGCAAUGCAUAUAAGUUUCCUCACCGCCCAGGAAGUGGAAGUAUUGGCACCAGGUGUUUGGUGAAGGCAAAUCACUUCUUUGCUGAAUUACCUGACAAGGAUCUUCAUCAGUAUGAUGUUUCAAUCACCCCGGAAGUUACAUCGCGAAUUGUGAACCGCUCUGUCAUGGAAGAGCUGGUGAAGCUACACAAGAUGCGUAAGAAAACAUACAAGGUGGUGAUUAAAUUUGCUGCAAGGGCUGAUCUCCGUCGUCUGGACCAAUUUUUAGCUGGAAGGCAGGCAGAGGCUCCUCAAGAAGCCUUGCAAGUUCUUGAUAUUGUUCUGCGGGAGCUGCCAACAGCAAGAUAUGCAAUAUUUGGGCGAUCAUUUUUCUCUCCUGACCUGGGGAGGAGGCGGUCCCUUGGUGAGGGAAUAGAAUGCUGGCGUGGGUUUUACCAGAGCAUUCGGCCUACUCAAAUGGGCCUGUCAUUGAAUAUUGAUAUGUCGGCAACAGCUUUCUUUGAGCCAUUACCUGUGAUAGAUUUUGUUGCACAGCUUUUAAACACCGACAUCCACUCAAGGCCUCUCUCAGACGCUGAACGUGUCAAGAUAAAGAAGGCCUUAAGAGGAGUGAAGGUGGAAGUUACCCACCGUGGUAACAUGCGACGGAAGUAUCGAAUAGCUGGUUUAACAUCUCUGGCAACUCGGGAGUUAACUUUUCCUGUUGAUCAAGGCGGCACAUUGAAGUCGGUUGUACAAUAUUUUCAAGAGACCUAUGGCUUUGCCAUCCAGCACACCUACCUGCCCUGUCUGCAAGUUGGCAAUCAGCAGCACCCAAAUUACCUUCCAAUGGAGGUCUGCAAAAUAGUAGAGGGACAGAGGUACUCUAAGAGAUUAAACCAGGGUCAGAUAAGAGCUCUUUUAGAGGAGACAUGCCAGCGCCCACAUGAUCGGGAGCGUGACAUUAUUCAGAUGGUGAAUCAUAACUCUUACCAUGAGGAUCCUUAUGCUAAAGAGUUUGGCAUUAAGAUCAGUGAGCGUUUGGCUUCAAUUGAGGCACGGAUUUUACCUGCUCCUCGGCUAAAGUAUAAUGAAACUGGCAGAGAGAAGGACUGCUUGCCUAGAGUUGGGCAGUGGAAUAUGAUGAACAAGAAAAUGGUAAAUGGUGGUAGAGUGAGGAGCUGGAUCUGUGUCAAUUUUGCUCGAAACGUGCAAGAGAGCGUUGCUGUUGGAUUCUGUCGUGAACUUGCUCGCAUGUGCCAAGCCUCGGGAAUGGACUUUGCCUUGGAGACUGUUCUUCCGCCUAUAUAUGCACAUCCUGAUAAAGUGGAGAGAGCUCUGAAAGCCAGGUUCCAUGAUGCAAUGAACAUGCUCGGACCACAGCGCAGAGAACUCGAUUUGCUUAUUGGAAUACUUCCUGAUAACAACGGUUCUCUUUAUGGUGAUUUGAAGCGUAUCUGUGAAAUUGACCUUGGAUUAGUUUCACAGUGCUGCUGUGCAAAGCAAGUUUUUAAGAUGAACAAACAGAUACUGGCAAAUCUCGCUCUGAAGAUAAAUGUCAAGGUUGGAGGAAGGAACACAGUGCUGGCUGAUGCAGUGUCAAGACGCAUUCCUUUGGUGACUGACAGGCCUACCAUCAUAUUUGGUGCUGAUGUGACCCAUCCUCAUCCUGGUGAAGAUAGCAGCCCUUCCAUUGCUGCUGUUGUGGCUUCCCAAGAUUGGCCUGAGGUGACAAAGUAUGCUGGUUUAGUUUCUGCUCAAUCUCAUAGGCAAGAGUUAAUAGAGGAUCUGUAUAAGGUCACACAUGAUCCUCAGAAAGGAACCAUUUGUGGUGGCAUGAUCAGGGAGCUUCUUAUAUCCUUCAAAAGAUCAACUGGUCAAAAGCCUCAGAGGAUACUAUUCUACAGGCAGUUCUACCAAGUUCUACUGCAUGAACUGGAUGCAAUCCGAAAGGCGUGUGCAUCGCUGGAAGCAAAUUACCAACCACAGGUGACUUUCAUCGUGGUCCAGAAACGGCACCACACGAGGUUGUUCGCACACAACCACAAUGAUCAGAAUUCAGUCGACAGGAGUGGGAACAUACUUCCUGGUACUGUUGUGGACUCGAAGAUCUGCCACCCCACAGAGUUUGACUUCUUCCUGUGCAGCCAUGCUGGCAUCAAGGGCACGAGCCGUCCUGCUCACUACCAUGUCUUAUGGGAUGAAAACAACUUCACAGCUGAUGCAUUGCAGACCCUUACCAACAACCUUUGCUACACUUACGCGAGGUGCACACGUUCUGUAUCCAUUGUCCCACCAGCCUACUACGCUCAUCUGGCUGCAUUCCGCGCCCGGUUCUACAUGGAGCCUGACAGCUCAGACAGUGGAUCACUGGCGAGUGGCGCCCGUGGAGGCGGAGCGCCGUCCAACUCGUCGACAUCCCGCAGUACCCGUGCCGCCAACGCCGGAGUUGUUAGGCCCCUUCCCGCGCUCAAGGACAGUGUCAAGAACGUCAUGUUCUACUGCUGA
Molecule: messenger RNA, 3000 nt
Organism: Miscanthus lutarioriparius
Lineage: Eukaryota; Viridiplantae; Streptophyta; Magnoliopsida; Poales; Poaceae
Source: the annotation of a GenBank genome assembly